AUGUCGCCGCCUUCAAUCGCUCAACUACUUCCGCAGGCGGAAACACGUUCUGCCGCCACCAAAGAUGGAAGCCAUCCACAGUCUCAAUGCCCGAAGCAACACCACACUUUCCCCUCAGAAGCUGACUCUCUUGCCUACGCCCAGUCCCUCGAUGCGAAUUGUCCCAUGCGCAAAUUCCGCAACGAGUACAUCAUUCCUUCCAAAGACAACCUAAAAUCCAAAGAUAUCAAGGAUCUGUCGGUACCAGCUGAUCCUACCGACCCGGCCAUCUAUUUCUGCGGCAACUCUCUCGGCCUGCAGCCCAGGCGAACAGCCUCGUACAUCAGCACUCACCUCAAUCUCUGGUCUCACCUCAAUGUCCACGGCCACUUCCGCCCCGUGGCCUCCUCUCCGCUCGCUCCUUGGCAAGAGCUGGCAGACCAGGCAUCCACACUGUCCGCGCCCAUUGUCGGUGCGCAACCCUCUGAAGUCUCCAUGCAAAACACCCUGACUGUGAACCUGCACCUGCUUCUUGCUUCUUUCUACCAACCUACGUCCACCCGCCACAAGAUCCUGCUCGAGCAUCAUGCCUUCCCCUCGGACCACUACGCGGUCGAAUCUCAGAUUCAAUGGCACGGCCGCGAUCCCGCCGAAUCCAUGCUUCUCCUGCGCCCCAAAGAAGGGGAGCAUGUCCUGUCUACGCAACAAAUCCUCGACACCAUCACACAGCAUGCCGACGAGAUUGCCCUCAUCCUCCUCCCAGGCAUUCAGUACUACACCGGCCAAUUCCUCGACAUUCCCACCAUCACCGCGCACGCGCAUUACCACAAUCUCCUCAUCGGCUGGGAUCUCGCACAUGCAGCAGGAAACGUGCCACUGCAACUGCACGACUGGGACGUCGACUUCGCCGCCUGGUGCACGUACAAGUACAUGAACUCCGGGCCCGGCGGCAUGGGUGGCCUGUUCGUACAUGACCGACACGGCAAAGUCGAGCGAUCCGCCACCACAGACACCGACGACGGCAACGACACCACAUCCAACCUGAAGUUCCGCCACCGUCUGACAGGCUGGUACGCAGGCGACCGCGCCAGCCGCUUCAACAUGGACAACCGCUUCGUGCCCAUCGAGGGCGCCAAGGGCUUCCAAGUCAGCAACCCCAGCGCCAUCGACCUGGCCAGCCUAGUGGCCUCGCUUUCGGUGUUUGCCGAGACCAGCAUGGCCGAUCUGCGCGAGAAGAGCCUCAAGAUCACCGCGUACGCCGAACACCUGCUGGGCACGGAUGUGCCGAUGCUAGACUCGGAUAAAGGCCCGGCGUACGAGAUCAUCACCCCCCGGGACCCAGAGCAGAGGGGCGCCCAGUUGAGCGUGCUGUUCAAGAAGGAGGGGCUGCUUGAGAAGGCGGGCGAGCGGAUGCAGCACGAGGGCGUCGUGGCGGAUCAGCGCAAGCCGGACGUGUGUCGCGUGGCACCUGCGCCCAUGUAUAAUUCGUACGAGGAGGUCUGGAGGGUUGUGCGCAUUAUCAAGGAGGCGUGUCGCGCUUAG
Molecule: messenger RNA, 1521 nt
Organism: Cyphellophora europaea CBS 101466
Lineage: Eukaryota; Fungi; Ascomycota; Eurotiomycetes; Chaetothyriales; Cyphellophoraceae
Product: kynureninase
Exons: 1
Coding region: 1-1521 (506 amino acids)
Biological process (GO): NAD+ biosynthetic process
Cellular component (GO): cytoplasm
Molecular function (GO): kynureninase activity; pyridoxal phosphate binding
Source: RefSeq, a predicted model, not a curated record